UGCCGCACCCACCAUUCCCGAGUUGCACAGCCGCACCACGCUGUGCUUGCCCACCCCGCAUCCCCCCACGGCUUGCUGCCGUAGCACACUGCGAAUCCCGCGCCUCGUUCCCGCCUUCGUACCGCCUGCCGCGCGCACAGCGUGCUGUCCGCAGCGCCAACCAUGGCCGCCUCGUGCCUCCUCGCGCCACCCGCCACCAUCGCCCCUGACGCCCCCUCCGCGCGCUUCCGCCCCGCCGAUCUUCCCCAUAUGCGCGCCACUGCUCUCUUCCCCCUCUCCCGCCCCGCCGCUCUGGCCCCCUUCGGCGUCUCCCGUCGAGCGCCACAGCCUGUGCGCGCAGCAGCAGCGGAUCUCCCCGCGCCAGCUUCCCCCAGCAGUGCUCCGGCCCUCAGCGACCGCCGCUCGCUGCUAAUCGGCGCGCUCGCCGCGGCUUCCGCCGCGAGCCUCGGCGCGGGCGGCGCGUCGCAUGCGGCGGAGUGCGAGCUGCAGGAGACGCCGUCGGGGCUGCAGUUCUGCGACCAGGUGCAGGGCGCCGGCGACGAGGCCAGCGCCGGCACGCGCAUCCAGGCGCACUACGCGGGGCGGCUGCUGUCAGGCACUGUGUUCGACAGCAGCUACGCGCGCGGGCGCCCACUCGUGUUCCGCGUGGGCGUGGGGCAGGUGAUUCGAGGGUGGGACGUGGGCAUUCUGGGAGGGCCAGGCAUUCCGCCCAUGAAAGCAGGUGGCAAGCGCACUCUGCGCAUUCCAGCGGACCUCGCCUAUGGCAGCCGAGGGGCGGGCUGCAGGGGAGGCACGUGUCGCAUCCCACCGGGGGCGGACCUCAUAUUCGAAGUGGAGUACCUGGGCACCGUGUAGCACCCUCCCCCCUGCACUGCUGCCUUCCCCACACACCUUCCCUCCGCAUUGUCCUUGUGUGUGUUGUUAAGGCAAGUGUCAACUUAGGGCGUAUUCCUACCAUCCAGGAUCAGGAUCAGCAUUCCUGAUCUUGGUUCCUGAUCCUGCCGUUUUGCAACCUGUAGAUCAGCAACCGAAGUGUUAGUCGCAAAGUGCUGCCACAUGUGCAGAAAACGCGACGAAAUGCAACGUGAAGUUGGUAUUGAAUCGAACUCGCAAUAUGCUCAUUGAUUGGUUGUUAAAAAAAAAAUCGGCUACAG
Closterium sp. NIES-67 is the source of this 1154-nucleotide messenger RNA. The record is from the annotation of a GenBank genome assembly. NCBI's taxonomy places the organism in Eukaryota, Viridiplantae, Streptophyta, Zygnematophyceae, Desmidiales, Closteriaceae.